UAUAGAUACGCCAAAAUGGUCAACGAGAUAUUCAGCCAAGUGUUCUUUGUCCAGUUUCUCGGUAGUAUAUUAAUAUUAUGCUCAACCGUAUACUACCUGUCUUCUCAUAUAACGAUUGCCGAUUUUGCGAACUUGGCUGUCUAUACAUGUUGCAUGUUCAUACAGAUUUUCAUCUACUGCUGGGCCGGAAACGAAGUUAUACUAAAGAGUACAGGAUUAAGCGAGGAAGUGUAUAAGAUAGAUUGGAUGUUGAUGACGAUUAGCGAACGAAAAGACUUGCUGAUGAUUAUGAAACGUAGUACAAGACCUAUCCGAUUUACUAGUGGUUUCUUAGUGACGUUGUCUCUGGAAUCUUAUAGUAAUGUCAGUAUGUCAAUUAAACACUUUCUUCCCUCACUAUUGUUCGACGCAUAUUUCGUUAAAAUCUUAUUUUAUUUCGUAGAUCCUCAAAACAUCUUACUCUGCGUUCAACAUUUUGCAGCAAUCGUAAAGUUUAAAUAGCGGAGGUUUAUUCGUUAUUUAUA
This is a messenger RNA of Odontomachus brunneus, 524 nucleotides long. Its product is annotated as odorant receptor 22c-like. Gene Ontology annotation, biological process: detection of chemical stimulus involved in sensory perception of smell; sensory perception of smell. Gene Ontology annotation, cellular component: plasma membrane. The coding region runs from base 16 to 501 and encodes 161 amino acids. The record is from RefSeq and is a predicted model, not a curated record. Gene Ontology annotation, molecular function: olfactory receptor activity; odorant binding. The transcript has 2 exons. Lineage: Eukaryota; Metazoa; Arthropoda; Insecta; Hymenoptera; Formicidae.